Molecule: messenger RNA, 7455 nt
Organism: Schistosoma haematobium
Lineage: Eukaryota; Metazoa; Platyhelminthes; Trematoda; Strigeidida; Schistosomatidae
Product: Leucine-rich repeat flightless-interacting protein 2
Exons: 11
Coding region: 51-1253 (400 amino acids)
Biological process (GO): regulation of DNA-templated transcription
Source: RefSeq, a predicted model, not a curated record
CUGGUAGACCAACCCAGUUACUGUUUUCAAACAAGAUCUACAGAUGAAUUAUGGCUUCGCGGCAUGUUCCCUACACAGAUAUUUCAGAUAUGGGACGGGCAGCGCAGGAGACUGAAAUACAGCGUGCUGCCAAUCAACAGCUUAUUGAAGAAGGUAGAAUAAUUAAGCACAAGGAGCUUGAAAAAAUGAGACGCGAAGAGGAAAGUAAGGAUGACAGUAGUAGUGAGCGUCCUGACGUUAUCAUUAAAAUUAAUAAUGGAAGCACUUCACGCCUGAGUAGUCAGCGUUCUUCGGCCGAUUUAGCAUCAUCAAUCAGCUCAAGGAAUUUGGAUGCACGUGAGCUACGAGCCCAGUUACUGCAGUUGGAAGAAAAGGUUAAGGGGGCAAUGUUAUCAAAUGUUCAACUAGACAAUGAUAAACAACUUUUGAAGUAUGAAGUUGAUUUGCUCAAAGAUAAAUUGGAAGAUCUUACAGAUACUUAUGCUUCUUUGAACAAAAUCUUCUUAGAAAACAAACGGGAAUUGGCGUAUCAAAAAAUGCAAAUUGUUGAAUUAACACAUCGUUUGGAUUAUGCACGUCAUCAAAUAGAGGCACGUGAUCAACUAAUUGUUGAACAUGGUUUAGUAUUAAUUGGUGGCACAAAUGUAGAUGACAAUCCGACGUCUAACAUGGAGGAGUUAACAGCAACCAAUGCACAUAUGUCAUCUACGAAUAAGGGAAAAUUCACGAGUAAUGAUAGUAAUUUAGUAAUGAUGAAUGGUUUAUCCAAUAAUAAUAAUAAUAAUAAUAAUAAUAAUAAUAAUAAUAAUAAUAAUAAUAAUAAUAAUCAUUCAAAAUCAAACUCAUUGAUACAUCAAAAUGGUGAUAAAUCAUCAAAUCAUUUACCCGAAAUGGUUCUUAUCACAAAAUCGACAGCAGAACUCUUAAAUACUUUAUCUGAAACAACAUUAGAUAAGCAAAUUCAACAGUUGUUUAGUAUGCGAUCCGAAUUAGAUGCGCGAGUUGAAGAAUUAGAAUCUCAGUUAAGAGAAGAACGUAAACGCUUCGAGGCUCCAACUACACGUUAUGAUUCAAAGAAUCGUACAAAUAUAGCAAAUGCAGAAGAUAUUAAACAUGAACUACAACAAAGUCGUAAUCAAGCUCAAGAAUAUAAACUGAAAUUUCAUGAAUCAUCUCAAAAGAUAUCAGCUCUUGAAAGCGAUGUGAGUUUCAUUAUUCGCAGACUUUUAUUACGUCCAUCUUUAAAUUUUUAAUUCAAUAGAACAAUUUAUUCAUGUUGACUGAUAAAAGAUUCACAACUGUUUUGGUUUUCAUUUUGUAGCUUUAAAUUGUUUUUUUUUCUUGAAUGAGUUAAUUAUCAAUUUAAUGUUUCAAAUUGUAAGCGAUGUCUAUCAUACUCUGGGUCUUAAGCAGAAGAUUGUUUAAGUUUAGAUUCAUUUUCUGUCUAUUUCGGUCUCAAAUGCCAGUUAGUAUCAUUAGUUGUCACACUCCUUAAAGUUUUAUCUGAAACUGUAUUUCCAACUAUUUGAUCAUAAGUGCACGGAGCUUCAAAAAUUCUCUGCUGUUGUCUCUAAAAGCUGCGAAAAGGCUAAAAACAUUUCAUCCAUUUAUCAUUGAGUACAAAAAGAUCCCAGAAACGUCUAGAAAAACUAAGGAUUGUGUUGCAACUUGAUUUGAUAAUUACUUUGUUAAUAAGUUUUGUGUGUCUCCGAAAUCCCCUAGAAAGUCAAGACCACCCUUAAUCCUAUAGAUAUUCUCAUUUUCUGUACAUAAGUGAUCUUUGAAACAAAACUUCCAUUCUUACUUCGUGCCUUUUUCUACUACUCGCGAUCCAAUUGAAGGAAUUAUACGGGAAAUCUAGAAAGCGGCUAGGAAGUCAGUAUUAAGUUUUCGCGUAUUAGACAUAUAAAGAGAUUCGAUAGAUAACAAAUGAAUAGCGGGAACAAUUUCCCAGAUAUCACGAAAGGUUAGUGGGGAAAUAUGAUUUGGAUGGGAGUUUUCACAAACUUCCUUACACGACGGAACUGCGAAUAUAUGGCUGUUCCACUGUCCUGACCACUAUUUUCAAUAUAUAUAGUGGUGUGUAACUCUGACACCAAAAAUUUAUAUAUUUUCUGUUGGGCUUCGCGUUCUCAUUGAAACCAUGAACCAAUCAAUAUUAGAUCACCACUGAAAGCCUGAAAAAACUGGACGGCUGUUUUGUUCCAGUAUGGGACUGCUCAGCUGUGCGCAACCACGACCUCACACGCGAGAAUAGAACCGAUGACCUUCGGUCUCGCUCACAAACGCUUAACUUUAAACCACUAAGCUGACAUCCAACGGUGUUAAUGUGUCACUUCAAUCAUUAUAUAAAUAUAUGUUAGUAUGCAUUUGUGUUGACGUCUUUUUCCCAUUGAUACUUAAGCCCCCAGUAUCUAUGACUUUAGUAUUUACAGUGUUAUUGUGUUUUACUGUGUAUAUUGUUGCUAUUUUCUUGUUUAACAUUUAUUACUACUCUUCAUUAUUACUUAACCUCUUAUGUAGAAAGUGUCUAGUCUGUGUAGAAUGAUGUUAACGUUGAAAUUGAUGCAUGAUAAGUUUGUAGCAGAAACAUCGCGUUGAUCAAUCAUAAACAGUGUACAACUUGCUACAAACGCAUGCACAUCGUCACACUUUAUGCCAUCAGGUCAACGCUUAAGGAUACUAACAAGAUUCAUGGCUAAAGAAAUUGAAGUAGUGUUAGUGUUUGUAUUAUUAAAAAAUAUCUCGAUUAUGAAACGUAUGACCUCAGAAUAAAAGAAUAAAACAUGGGCAUUGGAAAAUAUGAAAUUAUUAUCGAAUCUCACUACCUAACAUGAGCACAUCUGUGUCACUGAAACAUUUUUAGUCAUAUUGUUUAAAAUCGUCACUUAUGAAUCAUAAUUUUCACACAUACUCCAUCAAAGAUAGUUACGCCUUCCUACGCAUAUUAUCUCCCGCUUAGUUAUGACACCAUAUUUAACCUGGCGCCCUCUUUUUUGUAUUUGGAUUUCAGCCAGUAAAAAUAUACAGCAAAUAGCUUCCAACUCCUGUGUUUCCAAUUAAUAUGUCCAAUAUUUACUAGUUGUUACUUUGUGUCUAUGAUGUGUGCUUUACAUCCAUCGGAAUAUCUGCUUAAACAACUACUGAAAGCAAAAAUGCACCAUGACUUUCACGAGUGAAAUAUUGUUUCACCGGUCACGUGUUUCCUACCUUAUAUGUGUGUUUGUAUGUGUUGUGUUGGUCCAUAGCCAUAUACAUACACUUCAGUUGUGCACAACCAACUUGUUUUUUUGAACAUAACGUUUUCACCUACAGUUCAUUAGAAUAGAUAUUGAUUAAGUAAAUAUGUAUACAUGGUAAACACAUCUUUUCAAUAUGUUGUUUUGACUUUAUUGUGAAACGUGUACAUUCAAUUUGUUUAUCAAUACAUUAAUUUGCCAUGCGGUUGCACUCCAAUAAUAGUAAUAAUAAUACUAAUAAUGUUUUGUUUUGUUUCCAUUUUGAACUGUUUUUAAUUACAACAGUACCUACAAUCAAUUCAGUAGAAAGUAUUAUGGAUUUAAAAGGCCAGGAUGAUGUGCAUUGAUAUAUAUAUGCAAAUUAGUUACAGAUCUGGUCAUUUAUAAUGUAAAUAUUCUAUGCUAGAAAUCUUUCCUUCGCUUUUUAUAAUAUUUCUGUACCUUCAAGCGUAGAUGUGUGUGUCUAUGUUUACAUUUGUAUUAAAUAUUACCUAGUCAUAGUGACUAACAAACAACCUGUUUUGUUUUUGGUUGUCAACGAUACAAAUCAUUUGUGGAUAUUCGUUAGCAUUCACAACAAUAUUUUUGGUAGUAAUUUGUCUUACUCGAAACAAUGUCUUCUUACUAACUGAUAUUGAAAAAAAGUGUAAUUAACAAAUGGGAAUCAAAGUAUUAUCAAACAUUGGUUUGAGGAAAAUUAAUGCGAUAUUAUUGAUUCAAAUUUUACAUGAUUUUCCAUCAUAUAUACUGUAUUUUGAUUAUUGUCGACUAGUUGAAGUUAUGUAAUACUUUACAAGGUGAGUGACUGAAAUCAGUCCACGAGUAAUUCUUAACGUUAUAUUUUUUCUUAUUGAUUGAAAUCUUGACAAUACACAAGUAACUAAACUAAUUUUGUACCGAGACCAUGGAUCGACUAGUGUUAGACCACCUUUGAAAACCUGGAAGCAAUGGACAGAUGUUUCGUCAUAGUGUGAGACUCCUCAACAGUGCUCACCCACAGUUCUUAACACGGGACUCGAUUCAUGACCUCAAUUUAAACUCAACGAUCUCCACAACCCUAUACUGAUAAUUUUGCAUUGUUUUGUAAUUCAACAUCAAUAGCACCUGUUUAUGGCUUUGAGAAUUACAUUAGAUUAAUAAUAAAAACCACUGGAUUAAGCAUUAUUAGUGUAAACUUUUCAUGCUUUCUAUAUUAACGCUUAACGUCAUCAUGAAGUAUGUGAAAUGUUUUUUUUCCGUAGGGCUAUUUAUUUCUAGAAAGCAUAAACUUUUAUCACUAUUGUUUAUUUAUUUACACUGUUCAUAAUAAAUAAUUUGUUUCUGUUUUAAAACUUAAGACGAUAAUUAAUCAAGUCAAUAUGUAUUCAGUGUUUAUGGGUUAGUGGAAUAAACUAUUUGUGUCGUUGAAAAACAAAUAAAGACAAAUCAGUAAAGGAAAUAAUCUUUUCAACAAUGUUAUCUAUGAAUGUAGUGGACGAGAACUUAAGUGGGGAUAACCAGUUUUAUUGUUUAAUGAAUAAUCACACUGUUGUUAAGCAAAAUAUGAAAAUCAUACAAUAAAUACAUCAUAUGCAUAUCUUCUUUGCGUUGUCUUUUACUUACUUGGUUAUUCCUUUAAUUCUGUUGUUAUUUCGAUUGCUCUUCUAUUUUUCUUCUGUUACUUUUAAUUGAAUCUUCUACCAAGCAUUCCACUUCUGAUUGCGGCUACAUACAACUCAUAUCUGUCAACAUAAGUAGCAUACGCCACAUGUAUACUGAUUAACUAGUAAUACAAGUAUACAGCUUUAAUAAUAAAUUUUCCGUAAAAUAAGGAACUUUGGCAUCAUUAACAAAAAUGAUCGAGAUGGUUUUCAGUUGUCUAAAAUGUUUAUAAUAGGCUAGAACGAAAACAGAAUAUAAAUGGAAUAUAAUUACUAAAUUGAAGGAUAUUGAAAAUCGGUAGACAUAAAGUAUAAUACUGUAUUAGGGAUGACAGCGUUCAAGCUCAUAAUUUUUUCAAUGAAUAAGCUGAAGUAAAUCUCGGAUAGUACUAUUAUUGCGAAUACUCCUACUAAACCAUCAUAUAUUCUAUUGUUCUCGUCCAGUUAGUCAUGCAACAUAGGGCAUGGUACAUAUGCGUAUCAGUUCAAGCUGUUACAACAUCAGAACAGAGCUGCUAAGGUAGUAUAAGUAGUAAUAACAGUACUACCGGUUGUAAAAAUAAUCAGGCAUAGAUUUUUUUUUAAAAAAUAUAGAUUUACAGAAUCCAAAAACGUUUUCUAAGAACUUUAAGAGAAUUACUCCAUUGUGACCGAUUCUGUGUUAUAUUACUCAAAGUCUAUAACCAUUAGUUAGGAUAUCUUGUUAGAGAAUUUGUAUAAUAUGGCUUAAAAUGGUUCGUAAUAACUCGGAUCCAUCUACUCUUUGUUUUUCCUUAGAUUCUAAGUUUUUGAAUUCAUUGCAAAUUUUUGUUUCAUUAUUUCGCUAAUUCCCUCGAGUUGUAUCUUGAAUGCCUAGUAUUUUCCCGGAGCUGUUAAUCCUGUAACUACAUCUCUGAAACUAACCUUUACAUUCUUCUCUUACUUUAAUGAUAGCAUGUAAGAACUUGAAGCCUCGAAAUGCCCUGGUACGGUUGACAGUGAGGGAUCCCCGCUCUCUCCGAAUACCCUCAUAUGACUACGCGUAUACAGGACUGCCUUCUCGUGGCGGGGGUUUUGUUUAGGGUUGUUGGUUAUAGAGGAUUCACCUAGGGAAGUUGGAAAACCCUGAUUCCAAACUAAUGGUGCACAAGGGCCCCUGGAUCCUGGGGGAAAAAUGGUGUAUGACCUAUUGCUGAUCACCGGCUACCAUGAGACUGCCUCUCUUAAAAUUACUCCACUGCUUUGUGGAUUAGAUCUCUGAGUCAAAAACUCUGAGAGUGGUCCCCAAAGAAAACCAUAUGCAUUGGUUUGGGCGCCUGGUUAGUAUCGCAGCCCUCACACAAUUCGAAUGAUGAAGUGUGGCGCACAUAUAUUUCGGUGCCUCCUUGUACAAACUUGAAGCUAUGUGGGGAUAUGCCAGGUUCUACGUUGCAUUUGAUUGACUGACUAAUCCACCUCGUAAUCAUUCUCUUUGAUAAUUUUCAUUAACUAGACUGUUCUUGUGGUUACACUCACAGAAUUUUUUCUUAAAUUGUCAUAAUGAAUUUUAUAUAACAACCAUCUAAUGGAAUGGAUAAUCUCAAUUUAUAGAUUGUGCGUUUGGAAGGUCAAACUAAACGAUAUAAAGCCAUAGCUGAUGCUUGUGAAGAACAAGAAGAAAUUUUAAAACAAGAUCGAAGAAAAUGUCAACGUGAGCUGAGAGAGGUUCAAUCAAAACUGGAAGAUCUUAAGGCAGAGAAUGCUAGAUUGCAACGGGUUGUGGAUAAAUAUAAUCGAGGUUCUACUAUUCCAGGUAGUUUGGCACCUGGUACUAGCAGUACUAUACGUCAGGCUCAUGAUUCUUCUGUCAAUAGAUAGUUUAUAUAUAGUGAAAGUUAAAUAUAUAAUGUGAUAUUUAUCAUCUAAAUUGCUUUCCCUAAAUUCUUAUCUAUUCGUUGAUUUAACUGCUGUCAAAUAUAUGAAUGUAUGUGUUUAUCUUUAAUCCAAAGAUUUUAUAGUUGAAAUUUAUUCACUUUCUAUUCUAUUCUAUUCUAUGCUUUUUUUUCAUAUAGUUCACUUGAAAUAUCACUUCAAUUUAUCCAGUAAUUGUGUGUAUAUUUUAUUCAGUAAACAAUAUCGCUAUAUAUAUGUAUAUAGACCAGUUUAUACAUAUAUAAUAAUAUACAUUUGUUUUGUAUAAAUUGAAUUAACAUCAGAAUUGAGAGGGAAAAAUAAUUGUUCUACUCAAUUCUCUUCUAAUUCAAAUGUGACAAAUUGUCUUCACUAAUAAUUGUAUUGGUAAUAAUGACAACAACAACAAUAACAAAAAUCUGAACAGCUUCCGAAAAUUCCCUUUCAAAAAAUAACUCGACUAUUCAUAUCAUCAAAGUAUAUAAUUCUAUUGUUUCAUCUAAGAAAAAUAAAAGUAAGUUAUAUAACAUUCAAUACAUACAAUACACAAUUAGGAUUGUAAAUGUUUACUAUAACAUGUUCCCAAUACUCAGGAACAUGUUGACAAAUAGUUAAUACUAAUUAACUUUUGAUAAAUGUUUUCUCAUUUCAUCAAAACCUGGUGUAAAGCCUCGUUAUUCAGUGUUUUUCUUAGAGUUUAUUUACUA